Messenger RNA from Macrobrachium nipponense, 627 nucleotides. Its product is annotated as piggyBac transposable element-derived protein 4-like. Lineage: Eukaryota; Metazoa; Arthropoda; Malacostraca; Decapoda; Palaemonidae. The transcript has a single exon. The record is from RefSeq and is a predicted model, not a curated record. Bases 1 to 627 code for a protein of 208 amino acids.
AUGCACCCAUUCAUGGCAGUACCUGGCCUCACUGUACCUGUUCCUCUCACUGCUCUGGGGUUCAUUCAGCUGUUCCUUACGCGGGAAUUGCUGGAAUACCUGGUAGCAGAGACGGCAGACUACGCUCGGUACUGCUGUGACGAACUACGGACAACAUUGUCGUAUCGUUGGCGGGGCUGCAACCUCACCGACAUGGCACUUUUUUGGGGGCUCCACAUUUUGUUGGGAAUGAUGCCUGCUGCUGACGUCAGGCAAUAUUCGAGGCAGAAUUUUUUUUUAAGUAUGCCCAAUGUGCCCGGCGUUAUGCCCUGCAAUAGUUUCCUGCCGUUGGACAGGUAUUUCAACACCUUCAACCGAAGGGCCAUAGCCCUGAAUAACCCUGAUCGCCUCAUCUUAGUCCGCCCAGUGUUGGAGUACAUUCGUGAACGGUGCCAAAUUCUUGUGGUUUCUGGCAACAACCUUUCUUUGGAUGAGGGGAUGAUGCCUUACAAAGGACGUCUGAGCAUAAAAGUGUACAACCCCAAGAAGCCAAAGAAAUAUGGUGUGAAAUUGUUCUUUAUUACGGAGUCCAACACUGGAUACGUCGUGGACUUCUCUGUGUAUUACGGGGUCUUCUCCACACUGUGA